This is a messenger RNA of Hemiscyllium ocellatum (epaulette shark), 5088 nucleotides long. Its product is annotated as monocarboxylate transporter 2-like. The record is from RefSeq and is a predicted model, not a curated record. The transcript has 5 exons. Gene Ontology annotation, molecular function: monocarboxylic acid transmembrane transporter activity. Gene Ontology annotation, cellular component: membrane. The coding region runs from base 121 to 1584 and encodes 487 amino acids. Gene Ontology annotation, biological process: monocarboxylic acid transport; transmembrane transport. NCBI's taxonomy places the organism in Eukaryota, Metazoa, Chordata, Chondrichthyes, Orectolobiformes, Hemiscylliidae.
CUCAAAUCAGUUUUGCCAACACUAACGCUUCAAAAGAAAGUCACUCUGCAAAGAUUGGCUGGAGGAAACCUCUUGAACAUCUAGAAGGGCACAGAGUCACCCAAGAGCAAGAAGUCUAAGAUGCCACCACCAGCAUCAUCCCAGGAGUCUGGUCCCCCAGAUGGUGGUUGGGGCUGGGCAGUGGUCGUAGGAGCUUUUGUCUCGAUUGGAUUUUCUUAUGCAUUUCCCAAAGCCAUCACUGUGUUCUUUAAGGAGAUUCAGGAGAUCUUUGACACCUCGUACAGUCAGAUUGCAUGGAUCUCUUCAACAACAUUGGCUGUUAUGUACGCUGGAGGACCUGUGAGCAGCAUCUUAGUGAACAAAUAUGGAUCGCGUCCAGUGAUGAUGUUUGGAGGUUUGCUCUGCUCGAUUGGAAUGAUAGCUGCUUCAUUUUGCAACAGUAUCCUUGGACUCUUUAUGUGUGUAGGCUGCAUUGGAGGCCUAGGAUUGGCAUUCAACCUUCAACCAGCUUUAACUAUGAUUGGAAAGUACUUUUACAAGAAGCGUCCCAUUGCCAAUGGACUGGCUAUGGCUGGUAGCCCAGUGUUCCUGAGCACUUUGGCACCUCUGAAUCAGUACUUAAUUAAUGUCUUUGGUUGGCGAGGCAGUUUCUUCAUCCUUGGAGCUAUCCUGUUGAACUGCUGUGUGGCAGGAUCCUUGAUGAGGCCACUACAACCCAUAAAACCAGCUGCUGUAAAAGAUGCACAGUUUUCUGCUCUCAAGAAGGAAGAGAGCAAGGAUUUGGAGGAUGGUCUGUUGCAGAAAAAGAAGAAGAAAUCAACUAUCUUUGCCGUAAUUAAUAAUUAUCUAGACCUCACCCUUUUCAAACAUCGGGGAUUUCUGAUCUACUUGUCGGGAAAUGUCAUCAUGUUUUUUGGAUUCUUUGCUCCGAUAGUUUUUUUGGCUCCUUAUGCCAAGCACAUUGGCAUAGAUGAGUAUUCGGCAGCAUUCCUGCUUUCCAUUCUCGCUUUUGUAGAUAUGUUCGCAAGACCCAGCAUGGGCCUACUCGCAAACUCCAGAUGGGUGAGGCCGAAGAUCCAAUAUUUCUUCAGCUUUGCUGUUUUCUACAAUGGCUUCUGCCACGUCAUGUGCUCAUUGGCGAAUGACUUCACAGGCUUGGUUAUCUACACCAUCUUCUUUGGCUUUGCCUUUGGAAUGGUGAGUGCUGUUCUCUUCGAAACGCUGAUGGACUUAGUUGGUGCCAAGAGAUUCUCCAGUGCAGUGGGACUCGUCACCAUCGUAGAGUGUUGUCCGGUACUUCUGGGUCCACCACUGGCAGGAUGGCUGGUGGACAUAACCCAUGACUACAAGUACAUGUACCUAGUGUGUGGAAGCAUUGUGAUAGUAGCAAGCAUCUUCUUAUUCAUUGCGAACGCCAUCAACUAUCGGCUUUUGGAGAAAGAGAAGAAGAUGGAGGAGGAAAAGAGGAAGGCACCAAUCGAUGAUGCAGAACUCAAUGAUAUCUGUGAUAAUGGCACUGAUGAUAUUGAAAUUAAUCCUCAGAUGCUAUUGGGAAUGUCUACUGAGAAGGAAACUAAUAUUUAAACACUACCCGAUGUUGACCUGAUUUUGCUCUUUGGAUGCACUUGGAUAUGAGUGUCAAAAUUUUCAUUUCACUUCAGAAGGUGGGCCUGUCCACAAGGGUAGGUAUUUUCAGCUGCAUAAGCACUUGCGUCCCUCAUUAAACCUGACAUCCCUACCUUUUGAGUCUCACACAUUACCCCAGCUUAAAGUUCUUUAGGGGGCAUCAAAGAUGAUUCUGCUGCUGCCCUGCACUGUCAAUUAAGGAUGCCACAUUUAUCCAGGCACAAAGGAAUAAUGCAUUUCUGGGGGUUAAAAUGGAGGGAGAUAAAAUCUCCGUCAAUGUAUUCCGUCCAAAUGCUCACCUUUACAGUCUGAUGCGAUGGCAGCUAUUUCAAACCCAUAUCAUAAUUGUUGCUGCUCAGCAAAUUUUCAUAGUACAGUAACUCCGCAAAAUAAAUGGAGCUAGUAGUAUGUUCCCUAUUGAACUCCACUUGUUGUUACUAUGCACUAUAUAUUUUUUAAAAAAUUAUAACCAGUCUCGGGUAUCUGUGCUGGGAGCCACACAAAUCAAGAUGUUCAGGCUCAAUAACAGUGCAGAGUCAGGCUGCAGGCAAAAGAGUCAGUAAUGUAUUGUAUACUUCAUUCAGAAGAGGGCACUAGACUAAGAAUAAUUGACAAUAUGUUCCUGUUCCUGCUGCAAAGAUGACCCUUUCUAACCAAGUCUCUAUGGACCUGAAAACAACCUUUCAUUAAGUUUGACUUUCAAGAAAGCUAAUGAAGAGCGCAAAAAGCCCUGCCUUUACUGUUCUUUUGUUUUGAGAUUAAAUAGAUUAAAGUCUAGCAAAUGAACUAAAUUGAGCUCUGCCACUUAAAAAAAGAUUUUAACCAGAUAUCAGAGAGGGCUUGAGGGACAGGGACCCUUAAGCCUAGCUUUUCUAAUCAAUGUUGUUUUAACACUUGUGGUAACCUCUUUAAUUUUAAAAUAAUGCCAAUCAGAAAAUCUAAGCUCAAGUAUUCAACUGAAAAUGAAAUCGAUGUUGAAAUACUCUAGAGUUUAAGGCUCUGAAGUGAAAUGAAUUUUGGCCAAUUCUUAAUGACAGUCAGCUCACAGCACCACACUGCCUGAUAUUUUGGCAUCAAUUGAUGCAAUGUCAAACUUUGUCUGAUAAUUGCUCCUGUGAACUGCCUCAAGGCAUUUUUCUACAGUCAAGGGGCUAAACAACUGCAAGUUGUUGGUGCUAUAAAUUGGCAAUCCCACUCCAAAGCCACAGGUUGGCUAGUAUUAAAUGGAUAAAUAGCAUUAGCGCACACCUCUCAGUUUAGCACGGAAUAUUUUCUUUGGGCAUAGUGCAGUAAAAUGCAAUUAGAUGCACCAUUUCUGAUCUGAAGGUGCUCAUUGAAGACACUGAGGGCCUAAUGCUAAAAUGUUCCAUUACCUCAUGCUCAAAGAUUCUCUUUACCAUCCACAAAUAAGUCACAAAAGGAAAGCAUUUUCUUAAAGACUUUUGUACGAUAAUCCUACUAAACUAGAUUGGUGCCAUUAGUUCUGAUUUGAACUAAGGCUUUUAGGUUGCAUGUACAAUACUUCUGUUGUGAUAUUUUCGAGACACCAAGCAGAAUUUUAUGAUGGAACAGUUUUUAUUUUCUAACAAAACCCUAUUAUGAAAUAAGGUUCAGAUUUUAAAUGGAAUAAGGGUGAGGCCGUAGUACAGAGUAAAAACAGCUCAUAUCAUUGUUGGGGUAAAUAAUUGCAAGAGAGACACUCUCUUGUUGAUUUUCCCUCUUGUUCUCAGUUAAGGAAUGUCCAUUUAUUCCUCUCUACACAGCAAUACAGCUGGGACUGACCACAGACAGCUUGAAGAUAACUGGACAGGGCCACACCCUACUAUGUCAUUGCUGACUCUAGUUAGUAUAAUCUUAUGCAUUAAUUUCACUGACAGUGUGGUUAGAUUGGGAAAAGUUCCUAAACUUAGCACUACCUCUUGCCUUCUAUAGUAAGACUGUAACUAGUAACCAGGGAAAUUCUCAAAUUUGGAGUGCAAUUACAAGCAGUCUUGUUCAGCUCCUACAAAAUAUAAAGGCAUACACUGUAAGAGUUAACUUGUAGCUGACAGAGUGGGCACGAAACCGAAAGGUUGGUUUCUGCAGUACACCUUGUGGACAUCAAAAAUCAGGUGCACUGUAAAAAAACAGUUUCUGUCAGUUCUUCAUUCAGCCAGUUAGCUUACAAACAUCCCCAAAUAAUAGUUACCAGAUUUAUUUUCCCACUUUCAACAUGAUUUUCACAUGCAGACGGUGUAUUCAUAUUUUAAGAUGUGAUGGAAAUAGAAAGAAAAUUGACAAUCCGGUCACCUGCUACUGGUAACUGGUAUUACAGCCCUUAGUAUCUUUCCUGAAGUAUUGGGGUUCAUGACCUUUGAUGCUGUACUUGGGUCAAUCAAUUAAAGAAAGAAAGGAAGUUCUGGAGAUAAGGCAGUCAUUUUGAGUAAAGAAACUUCCUGAUGUACCUGACAUGGCUGGACAUCGAAGUCCGAAAUGUCCUCUAUUUUCAGUAAACAAUAGCAAGCAUCUUGCUGACUGAAGGGGGAGCUAUGCAGGAUCUUGUGGGGAAGCUUUACUUCCUGUUUGAUGGUGCUUCUGACUCUAGGCCUUGCUCUCUCCACAAAUGGGAUAUUAGUAUUAAUCCCCCUGCAGCUCGGAUGAUAGUUGAAGACUGAAGAUUGGAGUUUAGUGACCAAAUUCAAUGGGCCAUUUCUGACAUUACUCUGUUGCGUGUGCUACGAAACAACCAAUGCAUUGACUUCCCAUGUUUGCUAAAUCAAAUUCAUUUUGUGAAAACAGCUAUUUGCAGCAUAUGGUCCUUUCAUUAGUGAGAGAUAACUGGCAAUGAGUUUAACCUGGGGGUCACCAGGUCUCACAUGAGGUGUAAGACUGAGAAAAUGGCAGCUUUAAAGCUACCUUGGUUGGUAUGGGAACUGAACCUGUGCUUUUGGUGUCACUGAGCCCACCCACUUAGGCCCAAUAAAAGAAUUUCAACUGCAACAGAGCUAAAUAUUUCAAGUAUUGGAAAAGUUUAAUAUAGAUAGGCCUACAUGGUAACUUCCUUUGUAGACAUGACUUGAAACUUACAAUUGAAUAGGCUACAACAUAUGAAGCUAACAAUUUGAGUAGAAAUAUGUGUUGACUUUAAAAUAACAGCUGAUGUUCCUUUCUAGAAUGAACUAAAAACAAAGUAAGAACAGGGAUGACAUGAAUUUUCCACCACCUUUAUCAAUAAUUGAGACAAAUGUUGGGUUCAAUAUAAGUAGAGCCAAAUAUGAUUGGUUACGCAUAAUGUUUGAUCUGUUAAUCCCCAGUAGAAUUUGAGAUGUGACCAAUAUAAUGAUGUCAAAAGUUGAAACAAAAUGUCACAAGUCUUCAUUAGCCUAGCAACUCAAGCAGAAUCGCACAAAAGUGAUGCAUGACAAUCAGUUUACUGUAAUAGCUAUCCCAAAAGCACAAAUUAAAAUGCAAAUACUCUUUCAA